Prunus mume (Japanese apricot) is the source of this 1206-nucleotide messenger RNA. The record is from RefSeq and is a predicted model, not a curated record. Lineage: Eukaryota; Viridiplantae; Streptophyta; Magnoliopsida; Rosales; Rosaceae.
CCCUUUCUCAUUGCCUUGCUUUCAAAUUCAAUAACCAAAAUUCCCUUUUAACCUUUUUUUAUUUUCCCAGUUUGAGGUCAAAAGCUUCUUCGUGUGCCUGCAGAGUUCUCAAAAACCCUAGCCCAAAUAGGCAAUUUAUUUUUAUUUUUAUUAUUUUCUUUUUCUGUCAUCUUCUGGAAACUCAACAUUCAGAGACAGAACAAAAGAGCCCAAUUUCUUCAUACUGCUUGCGGUAACAAAAACCAUGCAGUUAUAUCACCACCCAUUCUCAUUGGACAGCCAAAGAGUGAGAUUUGCUUUGGAGGAAAAAGGCAUUGAUUAUACAUCAUUCCAUGUCAAUCCUGUAACAGGCAAGAACAUGGAUGCCUCAUUCUUCAGGAUGAAUCCGACCGCAAAACUCCCGGUUUUCCAGAACGGCGGCCAUGUCAUUUUCGACACGAUUGAGAUCAUUCAAUAUUUAGAAAAAAUUGCAAAAGUCUCAUCAGGCGAUGAGAACAUCCCAUUAAGCAGCAGUGAAGUCAUUGAAUGGAUGCAUAAGAUACAAAAAUGGAACCCCAAGUUUUUCACACUUUGUCACAUCCCAGAGAAGCACCGUCGUUAUGUCUCUAAAUUCCUAAGGCAGGUGCUCAUUGCUCGAAUGGCAGAAACUCCUGAUUUGGCAGCUGAUUAUCACAAGAAGUUAAAAGAAGCAUAUGAGACGGAAGAAAAGUUGAAAAACCCGGAUGUUUUGAAACAGGACAAGGAACACCUAGUAAGACUUCUUGAUGAAGUUGAAACACAGCUGAAUGUGAUCUUGAAUUUGGAGGAUGAGUAUAUAGGUGGCCGGCCGAACAUGGCUAAAUACUGGAUCAUGGUGCAGCAGAGGCCUAGUUAUAAGAAGGUGAUUGGGAAGCAUUUCUGUGGCUGGAGGAAGCACAAAACAUUCGUGAAAACAUGGUGCAUAGUUCACAUCAGAACCAUGCUAAGGAAAUUCUGAUGAAUUAUGCAUGGUAUUCUUCCCAUGCUGUAAAUGGCUCAGUUGCAUUAGAUUGGAAAAAGAAAGUAAAAAGAGAAGAGAAUAUAGUGUAUGUACUUUUCUUUAUACAUUUUUUUUAAAAUCAUCCUUCUUUGGAGGAGAUUGAGCAAUAAUUGAUACUAUAUCUGGAGAUCUGUUCUUCUCAUGUAGAAAAUACUUGAAAUAAUUAAUAGAGAAGCAUAUGUAUACUU